GCGACAGGCCGCCGGGCGUUGCGGUUCCGCCAGCUCGUCCUCGUCGUCCGCCUCUCCAGUCUCCACUCCUCUCCCCACGACAACGCAGAUCCCCCCACCCAUUAAUCAAACAGGCGCACGCUUCCCCCCGAAAUCAACCCUCCCAGCUAAUUUAAGAGCAUCUCCAGCAGGUUGAUUUCCCCCCGCUCCUUCUCCUCUUGCUGGCACCAGAUCCCCACCCUCCUCCGAUUGUAACGUGGAAGCGGCGGCGGCGGCGGCGGCGUUUCUAGGGAUUUAUUGAAGGGCUGGGCUUUGUGAGGAAAUAUGGAUUCCAAAAAGAAGAGGAACAAGAAGAAGAAAGGAAACCAAGGGAAGAACGCCGUUGAUGUAACGUCCAACGCUGGAGAAGCUGCUCCCCAGCACCACAAUCACGAGUCAGCCCCAAAAGACCAUUAUAAAGGUUCUGAUGCGGAUGAUGCCAUGUCCAGCGUUGGAGAGGGAGUUCCUCAGUACCAGAAUCAUGAGCCGACUCUACACUCAGAUCAUAAUGGCACAAAUGCCCAUGAUAGUACAUCCUCUAUUGGAGAGGGUAUUCCAUGCUACCAGGACACUGAACCUACGCUAACACAAGAGAAUCACAAGGCCAGCAAUGCAGUCCCUGCAGAUCAGAGGAGCAUUGGGAUGUCAGAGUCUAGUGUGGAGCUUGACAUGCACAGACUUUAUGAAGCCAAACUCGAUAAACUACACGUGACAAUAAAGCAGUUGGAGGAUGAAAAGAGUUUAUGGCUUCAAAAAGGGAACACCAUGGAGAGUGAGCUUGAAAAGUUGCAUAGCAAAGUGGGUUUUCAUGCGCAAAAUGAGGUACUUUUGGAGGAAAAAUUGAAUAGUCUACAGAUUGGUUACGAUGAGCUGAUAAAGAAGGAGGAAGUUUUGGGUAACAAAGUCAGGUGCAUAGAUGACAUCAAUGGUACCUUAACUCGUCACGAGGCUUUGCUUAAAGAAAGAUUAAGUGAGCUGGAGGAAACAAAUAAAAACCUGGUGGCACAGGUGAAGGUGCUGGAGGAAGCCUCAAGCAAUACUUCUGCGGAAAAUCACACGUUGGUUAAAAAAAUGGAUGAACUGGAUUCAAGACUACAAGCACUUGAAGCUAGGGCUGCUCUUAGUGAAGCCUCAGAAAAGGUCUCUGACAAUAAAGUCAUAGAUCCAAUGAAUCUUUCCAGUCCACUACAUCAGCAAACAAUUGGUUUUACUGAGGCGAUGAUCAAAGGUAAUGAACUGAUUGCUGAGAGAGAUCUGAGCAGUUCAGUGGAACUUAUUACUGAUAAUAGCUAUCGUCAAAUCAACAAUACUCCCAGCAAUGCAUAUGCUAGUAAUCAUCCACAGGAAACAUCAAUACAGCUUCCGGAAAUAGGAACCAGCAAUAGUAUUGCCCAAGCUCACGUUGAUGUUAAUGAGCAUCGAUUUGAUGGACCAACAAGUGAAGAAAUUGUUCCAGUUCCAUUGGAUGAUAUACAGAUUCAUGAGGAUGACCCACGGCAGCCAGGAGCAGAAGAUGAGAUAGAUGAGGUUCCGUUUUCUGAUGCCCCAAUCACUGGUGCUCCAUUCCGAUUGAUCUCAUUUGUUGCUAGGUAUGUCAGUGGUGCUGACUUGGUGAACAAGAAAUAACUGCCUGCAUAUCAAGAAGAUCUGGAUGCCAGGAUGAGUCUCUUUUUGAUGAUGCUGAUUAAUUUUUGAGUAUGUUAAGAUAGUAUGGGUGGAUUGGAUUCAGCAGAGAUAUGGAAGCUCUGCUCAUUCUUGGUAGUGCUCAUGAGUCAUGUCACUGCCAUUCUUCUCCUUCCCCUGUCCUUUUUUCAGGCGCAGGAGGAAUUUGUGUUCCUUGCUUUGUACAAGAGGCUAUGUACCAUGGCUCUUCUAUACCGGUCUAACCAUGUGAAAGUUGAAAGUUGUAUUGACCAGAGAUAACGUUAACAGCUGAAAUUUUGGUAUACUGCAUACACCAGGAUGAUGCACUGACAAUGUAACCUGUGGAAGAUAGCUAAAUGCUUUGAUUAUUGCA
Panicum hallii is the source of this 2035-nucleotide messenger RNA. Its product is annotated as rho GTPase-activating protein gacN. Bases 304 to 1644 code for a protein of 446 amino acids. The record is from RefSeq and is a predicted model, not a curated record. The transcript has 10 exons. NCBI's taxonomy places the organism in Eukaryota, Viridiplantae, Streptophyta, Magnoliopsida, Poales, Poaceae.